AUGCGUUACUCACAAAAGAUUCCGUGGCGUGGAAGAAUCUUUUGUAAGUUUCUCAGAGACAAUGUCCUAGCUUUACUUCUAGCUGGGAGGGAUACCACUGCCUCUGCUCUCACUUGGUUCUUCUGGCUUUUGUCCGAAAACCCUAUAGUGAUGACUAAGAUUCGCCAAGAGGUUGACAUGAUUCUUCCACGAAGUAGUAGUGGCCAAGAAAGGCUAUCUUAUGAUCCAAUGGAGCACUUAAACAAGCUAGUGUACUUACAUGCUGCAUUGUUUGAGACAAUGAGGCUUUACCCACCGGUUCCUCUCGUGCGUGUGUCUCCUCUAAAGACAGAUGUGCUUCCAAGUGGACAUAAAGUCGAAGCAAACUCAAAGAUACUGAUCUUUGUUUAUGGGGUGGGUAGGAUGAGAGCUGUAUGGGGAGACAAUGCACUAAAGUUCAAGCCAGAGAGAUGGAUUUCCGAGACAGGAGAGUUGAGACAUGUACCUGCCUUCAAGUUCUUAGCAUUCAAUGCCGGCCCGAGAGUAUGCCUAGGUAAACAAAUAGCUAUGAUGCUAAUGAAGAUUGUGGUGGUGGAGAUGUUACAAAACUAUGACAUUAAGGUUGCUAAAGGGCAGAAGUUUGAACCAGAUACCAGUUUAAUUCUUAGAAUGAAGCAUGGAAUCAAGGUUACAAUUAACAAGAGAUGUUCUUUUUAA
Messenger RNA from Capsella rubella, 696 nucleotides. Its product is annotated as alkane hydroxylase MAH1. Lineage: Eukaryota; Viridiplantae; Streptophyta; Magnoliopsida; Brassicales; Brassicaceae. The record is from RefSeq and is a predicted model, not a curated record. The transcript has a single exon. Bases 1 to 696 code for a protein of 231 amino acids. Gene Ontology annotation, molecular function: monooxygenase activity; oxidoreductase activity, acting on paired donors, with incorporation or reduction of molecular oxygen; iron ion binding.